UAGCGACGCAGGCUCGAGCGGAGACGUUAGGAUGAGGAGUUACAGCGCGACACACGAUGUUUCACCAGCAGACGGUCACGUGACGGACUAGACGCUGCGGGAGGACGCGUUCACUGCGACGUUUGGAUGGCGGAGAGAUUUCGGAGCGAAUAGCGAAAUAAAUCAUUAAUUUUCAGACCAUGAACUAUGUGGGCCAGUUGGCGGGCCAGAUGUUCGUGCAGGUCAAGGAGCUGUACAGAGGACUCAACCCUGCCACUCUGUCUGGAUGCAUCGACGUCAUCGUGGUGCAGCGGCCCGACGGCUCCCUGCACUGCUCCCCCUUCCACGUGCGCUUCGGCAAGAUGGGCGUGCUGCGGUCUCGUGAAAAAGUGGUCGACAUAGAAAUUAAUGGAGAGCCGGCGAGUUUGCACAUGAAGCUGGGAGAGAACGGAGAGGCCUUCUUCGUCGAAGAGACUGAGAACACAACGGAAAUCGUUCCGUUCCACCUGGCGACGUCACCCAUCAUGUCAACGGGGGCGGAGCUGAUGGAGUCCCAGCUAGGCAGGCGCAGUUCUCGGCAUUACGACAUCAUCCCCUGCGGCUCACUUCCUGUGCUGAGCCUAGGACCGCAGCAAAGUGAUGGCGGGAUGAUCAAGAAGUGGAAAAAGAGAAGGAGGAAGACGCGACCGGAUGCAGGCGGCGGAGGCGGAGGAGGAGGAGGAGGAGGGAGGAGAGAGGAGAGCGGGGAAGAGUUCUCGGAGGACCAGGAUAUGUUUACUAUUGACUUGAGCUCGGAUGAGGACAGAGAGGGGGACAACAGACCUGUGUAUGGAGAUCAGGGGCCGACAGCCAACGCGCACACACACCACAGCCCGGAUUGGAUCCGCUCACACAGUCACAUGAUUAAGGACUCCCUCUCCGUCGCUCCACCCUGUGGUCUGUCUAUCUCUUGUCCUCAGAAGACUUCCUACUUCUCCACCCCCAAUAGCCCCGACAAUUCUAGGUCAUCGACACCGAAGAGCGACUCGGAGCUAAUUACUGAGAACAAAGACAACCCGGAAAUGUUGUGGACGUGGGGGGAGCUGCCACAAGCUGCUCAGCCGUCCUUCUUGACUUCCCACCAGAAGCAGGAGCCAGUCACAACAGUCUCCAUCCCGGUGUCUGCCAGCACUCACUUCAGAGCCAUCAGUGACACCGGACCCCCAUCCUUCGCUCUCUAUGCCCCCCAGCCGGGGGAGACGACCCCCCAUGACGGGGACACGGAGGAGAGCAAUCAUGGAGCCAUGGUGGGACUGCCCACUAACACAGGGGUCAGGGCCGAAGUGAGAGAGGUGGAUAGUGUUGGCCCAUCAUGUCCAGAGAUGGAGGGUCUAGCAGCCGGCUCAGUGUCUCCCAGGAUGCUCCUCGAUCAUCUGGAUGAAGGAGGGAAUAGAGGAAGUCCCAUUAGAAAAAACGAUUCGCCAUCGAAGAAGAAAGAAAAGAGAAGCCAACACCUCGGGGCUGAUGGCAUAUACCUGGACGACAUUACACAGCUGGAGCCUGAAGUCGCUGCUCUGUACUUCCCAAAAAGUGACGGAGGCAGCAGCUCAAUGAGAGGGGACUCCGAGAUGAUGAUGAUGAUGGGAGUUUGCAGCGCUAACCAGUCGCCCCAGUCAGUGGGUAGCAGUGGGAUGGACAGCGGCGUCGACAGUUUGCCCGACCAAGCCGGGGACAUGCCUCAUGUUUCCAUAUCUCUGUGCGGAGGACUCACCGACAACAGCGAGAUCACAAGAGAGCACUUCAAGGAGAGGGUAAUUACCUACCAGCAGUUCUCUGAAAACCCUUCUAUGAUCGACGACCCGAACCUGGUGGUCAAGAUAGGAAGCAAGUACUACAACUGGAACACGGCGGCUCCUGUCAUGUUGGCCAUGCAGGUCUAUCAGAAACCACUGCCACAGGCCUCAGUGGAGAACAUCAUGAAGGAGAAGAUGCCAAAGAAAGGAGGACGCUGGUGGUUUUCAUGGAGGAGCCGGAACAGCGACUCCAAAUCAGAAUCAGUGACAGAUGCAGGAGGAGACAGUGGAGAGAGCUCACUCACUCUGUCCUCAGGAAACAGGAUGAAGGACGAGUCAUCCUCUAGUGAUGAGGACCACAGGUCGUCCAAUCAGGUGUCAGGAUCCUGCCCGUCUGAGCUCCUUGUGAGCUCUGGCAGCGUCUGCUAUAAGAAGACUCUUCGGCUCACCUCGGAGCAACUGGCACGCCUGCAGCUGAAGGAAGGUCCUAAUGAUGUGGUGUUCAGUGUCACCACUCAGUAUCAGGGCACCUGUCGUUGCCAUGGCACAAUCUAUCUUUGGAGCUGGGAUGAUAACAUAAUCAUCUCGGAUAUAGACGGUACCAUCACCAGGUCAGACACCUUGGGUCACAUCCUCCCCAAUCUGGGUAAAGACUGGACCCACCAGGGUAUCGCUCGGCUGUACCACAAAGUCAGCCAGAAUGGAUAUAAAUUCAUGUACUGCUCAGCGAGGGCCAUCGGCAUGGCCGACAUGACCCGCGGCUACCUGCACUGGGUCAACGAGAGGGGCACCAUGCUGCCCAUUGGCCCGGUGCUGCUCAGUCCCAGCAGCCUUUUUUCUGCCUUGCACAGGGAGGUGAUUGAGAAGAAACCGGAGAAGUUUAAGAUCGAGUGCCUCACAGACAUAAAGCAGCUGUUCUACCCCAACACUGAACCUUUCUACGCUGCUUUCGGCAACAGAGCGACGGAUGUUUACUCCUAUAAGGAAGUGGGUGUUCCUCUGAACAGGAUUUUCACUGUCAAUCCCAAGGGAGAGCUGAUUCAGGAGCACGCCAAAACCAAUAUCUCCUCCUUUGGGCGUCUGUGCGAGAUGGUUGACCACGACUUCCCGGUCCUGGCUCGAGACGAGGAAACCAACGCGCCGUGCUCUGACACUUUUCACCAGGUCGACUACUGGAGCAAACAACUUCCUGAUGCCACCGACCGGGAAGAAGAAGAAGAAGAUGGCCCGCGGCCACUUGAGACAAGCUGAGAAAGAAUUCGUCACAGAGGAUGUUGCAUAACAAGACGUUUUGGUCAGUGGUUUCGGGAUUCACGGGAAGUCGGCAGCCCACAUUCAGAGAUUAUUUUUAAAUCCAUAACGUAUCCAAGAAGCUCGCACAUGGAUCAAAGACUUUACUUAAGAUGAGUUACGGCAACUAUUGAUUCAGAGUAAAUUAAUGGUGAAAAUUAUUAUUGGUAUUAUUUUGCACCAAUAUGGCUUGAAGAGUAUGGUAUCAAUGUUGGGUCAUCCCUUCUUGUAUCACCUUCAAAUUCGAUGUAAAAAGAAAGAAAGUCCAUCUUAAAAUAAUCAACCGUGCUAAGUUGACCUCAGCAUUGGUUAAAAUCUGCUAACAUGUUUAAAAUGUAGGUAUGCACCAUGUAAAUUAGAUAAUACAUAAUUUUGCAGACAUUCUGCUGUACCCUGAAGAGAUUCUACACCGGCAGCAUGUCCUGCACAACCGGCUUCCACUAUUGAUAAUAAACAAUAAAUGAUGUGUACAAUUCAGCUGUUCAGAAUCUCAAACCGUUGGUGCAUCACUCAUUUUGGCAUCUUGUUUAAGUGACGUAAGGUAACAUCACGUUGUAAUGAAGCCAUCCAGAACAUGCAGAAAUCGUACAAAUAGUGUAACCAAUCUUAUUUCUGUGCCAAACAGCUAAAUGUGUGUGUGUGGUCUUCUGACCGUGCUCCUGUGAAAGAUGUGGCUCGUGUUCAGUGACGACACGCGAGAUAAACGCAGCGCGAUGCACAUAACCUCCGUCCUUUUUUUUUAUUCAUGCAACUAAGUUAACUCCAGUGAUGUGCUAGAAUGUGGACUAUAAAUCACUCAGAGAUUAUGUUAUUACAUUUAAUUGUGUAUAAUGGCCAAUGCUCAUCAAUGCAAUUACGAUAGAAGCCCAUACAGUUGGUACUACUCAGAUCAGCAUACUUUUAUUUACAGCACUAAUUUGUGAUGUAAUUGAGUAUGAAUGCACGAUACUCAAACACGUUUAUUUUUGUAUAUUUUAAGUAUGUUCUUCAUUUGUUCAUCAAAUGUUUAUGUUUUCAUUCAUUGAUCAAAUAACAUGUACUGAAUGUAUGUGAGAUGGAAGUCCGUCUGUUUAUUAGUUGUCGAACUUAAAAUUGGGGGAAACCACUGUAAAUAAUGAUGGAGCGUCAUUUUUAGAGACCAUAUGAAGUGAACUCUAAUAAUACAAAACAAAGCUCAUUCAAAUGCACUCAGAGCCAUGUUACGCUUUACUGUGAAUCUGUUUUUAAAACAGCAUGUGGCCACUAAAGCACAACAAUGGAUAAUAAAGAACGCAGCUUUUGAAUGCCAGUCGGCUUCAAGAAAAGGAAAAAAAUGAGAUGAUGAUGCUUCUUCUUUCUAGAUUUUAAAUCCUCUGAAAAUGAUUAAGAAAUAAGAAAUCUAGGUAAUUCCCCAAAUUUGAGUUUAAAUUUAAAAUGGAUAUUUGUAGCCUGAUAUUAAUGUGUCCUAUAAAGGAGAUUUAAAUGCCAGAAUACUGAUAACAGAGAUACAUGACUGAUUCAUUUUGUGCACCGGAUAUAAAAAAAAUAUAUGUCUGAUGCUGUACUGUGAUUCACUUUAGCUGAAAGAAAACUAUUAAGGAAUUAACCUUUUAACCUGUUGACGUUCACACGCCUUUGGGUAGACCGGUGUAAAUUAUGUAAAAGGAAAAGAUGCAAAGGGUGCAUGCUGUUGUAAAGCUCAGAUACAUAAUUCUGUAGAUAUGAGGAUCAGUGCCUUGUCACCUGAUCUUUGUAGGGAAGUGCAUUUCUUUAUGAUUGUUUUCAGUAUCUGGGUGAAGUCACAGUUCAUACUGGAAAGAUCCUUCUUGUAAUUACAGUAUAUAGAUAUCCUACUUGUGUGAAGAAAUAUGGAAAAUCAAAAGUAAGAGGAGAUUUGUCAUCUUAAGAAAUGCAACAAUUCCCGAAUGUUUAAAUGAAAUCAUCAUGUUUUAUGAUUAUCACCUGAUUCUUUCUGUGAAAGAUGUAUAAAAACUCUUGACCAGUAAUGCAGUCUGUCUCUGUGUUGACAUCAAUCUUGAUCCAGUUUUUUUCCGUCCUGCAAAAAUAUUACGCAAUAUGAAGCAGCCGAAUGAGCAGUGUGCAAGAUACUGUUAACAACAAUUUGAUAACAUAUGUACACAUUUUUCUAAUAAACUCAAAGGUGAUCCCUG
Messenger RNA from Pseudoliparis swirei, 5191 nucleotides. It is a transcript of the gene lpin1a, whose product is annotated as lipin 1a. Gene Ontology annotation, biological process: cellular response to insulin stimulus; fatty acid catabolic process; positive regulation of transcription by RNA polymerase II. The record is from RefSeq and is a predicted model, not a curated record. Bases 180 to 3002 code for a protein of 940 amino acids. Gene Ontology annotation, cellular component: mitochondrial outer membrane; nucleus. Gene Ontology annotation, molecular function: phosphatidate phosphatase activity; transcription coactivator activity. NCBI's taxonomy places the organism in Eukaryota, Metazoa, Chordata, Actinopteri, Perciformes, Liparidae. The transcript has 23 exons.